This is a messenger RNA of Owenia fusiformis, 627 nucleotides long. Lineage: Eukaryota; Metazoa; Annelida; Polychaeta; Sabellida; Oweniidae. The record is from the annotation of a GenBank genome assembly.
AUGUAUUUCUGGGCCCACCCCCUCCCCUGGAUCUGCCAGUGCUGUCAUCUGCACACCAGCGCUCGAAGUGACUCAAAGAUGUUCAAUUUUUAUCCAGAUGAAAGUUUAUAUAUAAAGUGUAGCAUUUCUGAUUGUGUGUAUGGAAAACUUGGGCUUCGUGGAAUAUCAGGUACACAGAUAUUCACCUUAGUAGAAUUAAAUAUUUGUAUGAUACCAGUGGGAUACGAUUUUAGUGGUGCAUACCAAAAUUAUCUUGUGUUGUUUUCUCCAUAUAUAUUGAGAAUCCAUGGGAUAGAAAUUGUUAUGGAGUGAUCCUUGUAUAUUUUGAAUGUUGUAUACCCGGGGUUGUAUAUCAUGAAUGUCUUUAUGUAUUUGGAUCCGAGGUGCAUGUCACGCUGAAAUUCAACAGACACAAAACCUACACAAGACACAGUGAUGCUUUUAAUAUAUCAUUCAUGUUAUGUAGAUCAGUACAACCUCAAACUAAAAUAUGACAACUCUAUGAAACAAAAAAUAAUUACAAUCAAGAGAGAUUGGACGACAGACCUUGAUUGUUAGGGCCAGUUAUAACUGCACAUUUGUGCUCAUGUUUAAAUUGCCAUCUAUUCACAAGAUGAACAUUUAAAG